AUGACUGCUUACCCUGACUUUUCUGUGUCAUCAUGUGGAUGGCAGGCUCUGUUCAGUCUGGUUGUCCAUCCCGAUUUUCUUUGGGAUUGUUGGGGCCCAGGCAAUUUGGGUGAAUUUUCUGAUGUCAGCUCUCUCUGGAAGUGCUGGGAUGAGGGCAUGGCUAUUGAGGGAGUUGGUCGCAAGCCUCCAUUGCAGAUGGUGGAGACUGAAUGGGGUUCUUGCAAGGACAAGUGGUCAAACAAGGGACACCAUGCUGCAUGGCGUCCUCACCAAAACACCACUGCCCAUCAAAAAUGGUCUCAAUUUCAGUUUUUCAUCAGUCGAAUAGAGACCUCCAUUAGCACUGGGCUUACGGCCUUGCAAGCUGUCCAAGUUCUUGAAGAUACAUGUCUUACGUUCUCAAUGCCGCAGCUUCAUCGCAAACUCCAAACAAAGCGGCAGAAGAAGGGCAAGGUAGGUGGCCCUUGCCCUGAGUCUAGUGCUCCCUCCUCUGGGGAUGUCAUUAUGGCCACUUAA
Messenger RNA from Laccaria bicolor S238N-H82, 516 nucleotides. RefSeq lists its product as uncharacterized. The transcript is spliced from 2 exons. Bases 1 to 516 code for a protein of 171 amino acids. NCBI's taxonomy places the organism in Eukaryota, Fungi, Basidiomycota, Agaricomycetes, Agaricales, Hydnangiaceae. The record is from RefSeq and is a predicted model, not a curated record.